AUGGGCUCUAUCCCAAGCGAGAUACCUUGCGAGGUUGACAUAUCUGUUGCCUUGGCCGCGUGCGACCUUCCAAGCGUGAAUCAACACGUGAAGAAUAUUGCCAAUCUUACCAGCGCAGUUGCUGGGGGUGAUAACACUGCACGCCUGAGCAUGCUGCAGAGCGCUCAUUUGUUGGUACAUGCAUUGGAGACACCGCGGGAGACCAUGAUCAAGCACUGCUGGGCGCAAAGCAAAAAGUCUCAAAACGUGUCUGAUCUAGCUCUGAAAUUAGGACACGAUCCUGCCCUAUUGGGACGAAUAAUGCGACAUUUCGGCGCGAUGCUUUACAUCACUGAGACUGGAUCAGACGAAUACAAGUCAACAAACUUCUCAGAUGCGCUCACAAUCACCAGCAUGGGCGCUGGCUACCCGUGUGUCGCCGGAGCCUGUAUGGAGUCCCUAGCCAAAUUCCACGAGUUCGCUAAGAAGACCAACUAUCGCGAGCCCAAAGAUGUGUUCAACGGACCCCUACAAUACGGAUACAACACCAAACUCGACUGCUUCAGCUGGCUCGCAGCAAGCCAUCCUUACGAGAUGCAAUUCGCACAGCACAUGGGCACAUACCGGCAAGGCCGACCAAGCUGGAUGGAUGAAGGCAUUUACCCCGUGAAACACCGGUUGCUCGACGGCUUUGACGACUCUCGAGAUGACGUGCUCCUUGUUGACGUCGGAGGAAGCUUUGGCCAUGACAUUGAUGAGUUCCGGAGAAAGCAUCCCGAGGCUCCUGGUAGGCUUGUGGUCCAGGAUCUUCCAACCGUUAUCAAUCAGAUUGAGAAACUGGACGAAAAGAUCGAGAGGAUGGGACAUGACUUCUUCACUGAGCAGCCGAUCAAAGGUGCCCGAGCCUAUUACAUGCAUUCGGUCCUUCAUGACUGGCCGGACAAAAAGUGUGGAGAGAUUCUUGCGCGGACUACAGCUGCGAUGAAGCCUGGAUACAGCAGGUUGUUGGUUAAUGAGAACUGCAUCCCCGACACCGGUGCCGACUGGCAGAACACUGGCCAGGAUAUCAUGAUGUUGACGCUAGUCAGUAGCAAGGAGCGUACUCGGGUGGAGUGGCAGAGUCUCCUAGAGAAGGCUGGUUUGAGAAUCUUAGGUAUUUAUGGUGGCGGCAAUGGCGUCGAAAGUUUGAUAGAAUGUGAGUUAGCGUAG
Messenger RNA from Colletotrichum paranaense, 1188 nucleotides. RefSeq lists its product as uncharacterized. NCBI's taxonomy places the organism in Eukaryota, Fungi, Ascomycota, Sordariomycetes, Glomerellales, Glomerellaceae. The transcript has 5 exons. The record is from RefSeq and is a predicted model, not a curated record. Gene Ontology annotation, molecular function: O-methyltransferase activity. Bases 1 to 1188 code for a protein of 395 amino acids.